Molecule: messenger RNA, 3693 nt
Organism: Lineus longissimus
Lineage: Eukaryota; Metazoa; Nemertea; Pilidiophora; Heteronemertea; Lineidae
Product: guanine nucleotide-binding protein G(o) subunit alpha-like
Exons: 9
Coding region: 155-1234 (359 amino acids)
Biological process (GO): adenylate cyclase-modulating G protein-coupled receptor signaling pathway
Cellular component (GO): heterotrimeric G-protein complex
Molecular function (GO): GTPase activity; G-protein beta/gamma-subunit complex binding; guanyl nucleotide binding
Source: RefSeq, a predicted model, not a curated record
GACGCACGCUUCUAAGUGUAAACAAUGUAUCCGGAUACAGUCGUUUAGUUUACUAAUUUCCAUGAGUUACUCCUAAAUCCUCGUUUUGAUCGUGACAAAAAGGACUGGGAACGAUUGUUGUUAGAUAGUAGUCCGUCAUAAUGGAUGAUGCAGCAUGGGGUCGUGUCUGAGCUUCGACCAAGAUGAACGGAAAGCGCGGGCCCGGAGCGAUCAAAUCGACCGUGACCUACAGCAUUUCGCCAAGGAACAGAGUGGCAUAAUUCGACUCCUGCUCCUUGGAGCAGGAGAGAGUGGCAAAAGUACCCUAGUCAAGCAAAUGAAAAUCAUACAUAAUGAUGGGUUCACCACAGAGGAACUCAAAACAUUUAAGCCUGCUGUGUUAGAUAAUCUCACAUCCUCAAUGAAGUAUGUUCUGACCGGAAUGGGACUUCUCAUGAUCAACUUAGAGAAUCACAAAAACAGAAUCCAUGCUCAGACUGUGUUAUCCUGCCAACGUUGUUUUGAUGGAAACAACCUAAUGCUACCACACAUUGCCAACUCCCUCAAUUGUCUCUGGAAUGAUCGAGGGGUCAGACAUGCUGUCUCCAGGGGCUUCGAAUUUGAUCUCAACGAUUCUGCAAUAUAUUAUUUUGAAAAUAUGGAGAGAAUAUGUCGUGACAGUUACCUGCCCUCACCAGAAGAUGUUCUCCGGGCCCGAGUCAGAACAACUGGAGUCAUAGAAACUUGUUUUAAAGUCAAUGAUUGCAUAUUUAGAUUAUUUGAUGUUGGAGGUCAGCGAUCAGAGCGGCGGAAGUGGAUCCAGUGUUUUGACGAUGUGAUGUCGAUCUUGUUUGUUGUGGCGUUAAGUGGUUAUGACAUGAGAUUGAUAGAAGAUUCAUCUGUGAAUCGCAUGGAGGAGAGUCUUCGUCUGUUUGCGUCUAUCUGCAAUAAUAGGUUCUUUACUGACACAUCUCUGAUUCUGUUUUUGAACAAAAUGGAUUUAUUUCAAGAAAAGAUCCUUCACUCGGGGCGCCAUUUGAGAUACUACUUCACCGCUUAUCGAGGCGCUGAUCACGACGUUCACAACGCUGCCCUCUUCAUCCAACACAUGUUCAUAUCUGAAUGUCUAAGUCCAUCCAAAGUGCUCUACCCUCAUUUCACAACCGCCACUGACACCAGCAACAUCCAAGUCGUUUUCAAGGUCGUCAUGGAUACCAUCAUUCGAGAAAACCUACAGGCUGCGUCGUUGUUAUGACCCAGCAGAAAAAAACAUUCAUGUAUGAUGCAUCGAAAAGUCAUUGGUGCACAACCCAUCAGAUCAGUCAUUCGUGCAUUCAGACACACUAAUUUCUGGACUUUUAUUCAGAGACAGUAUUUAUUUGUCAUAUUCAUCUGGUGCACUUCUUACAGCCAAAAUGUAUCCAGACGUUUGUUCAAGUGAAGAAAACUGGAAAUAUGAAAAAUGUUCAGGAUAGAUGAUUUGUAUGGGAUUCCAUCCAGUUCGCCUGCUCCUAAAUUACUAAGAGUGAAAUUGUGAGCUGAUGUUGAUGAUAUAGCUGAACCCGGCCGGGACCAGACUUUUUGUUUCUUUUCUCUUAGUUUCAUUACACGAUAUGAUGAGUUACAGUUGAUCGGGGUUUGCGAGGUGUUAUGUUAUGAGCAAAUCAUCAUAACCGGGUUCAACUGAACAUGCAAGAUGGGUUUGCUCCAUGCUGGGUUUAUGAAACUGGUCAGUGCGCACUUUGGAACAAAUGAUUGGAUGAAUUUCUGUUGCCUGCACUAUUUCUUACACCUUUUUGACAAAUUCACCAAUUAUCCAUUGAUCACUUAUCACUAGGCCAAGCCGAAGGCACCCUGCAAAUGAACCAUUUUGUCACUGUGGCAACCCUGAUGAGUGAUAAAGCAUCUGUGAUGACCACUGACACCUAUUUAGUGACUUCGAGAAACUUUUGUCACAUGUGCUCAGGAUCAGAGGUCGCAGUGACAAAAGUUGCUAAUUUGUGGGGUGCUUAAGAUCCUGAUUUCAGUUAACAAGCAAUGUUUUAAAGUAUAAUUGUUUAUAUAUUUGUUUGUUUGUCCUGUGAGGAUUGUCAUUUGUGUUAAUCAUUCAAGUACAGCCAGGUAUUCUUAUAAUUGGAAUACUUAUAAUUUACCAUAAUAUUUCCAUGAAAUCGUUGGGAUGCUAUUACCUUGAGGUGAGAGCAGAAGAGAAAAGCACUAUGCAUACUGACAUUGAAAACUCCAUAUAAAAGCUUACUUGCUUAUGCUCCCGGUUUUUGUGUUUUUGGAGAUGCAUGCCUGCCAUUUAUAAUGCAUUUUGCGCAAUUUGUUGCAACAUUUUUAUAGACAUAGUCAAAUUUAGUACCAUUGCAUAUAUCUAAGAAUCUUUCUUUCUGAGACCUACAACGAUUCAAUACUUUAGCUUGUGAACUGUCUAUCCAGUGUGACACAAUUACAUUGCACAAGGUUACAAAGGUCUCAACACAAGAGAAAGUUUGUUAAAGUUCAGUGCUAGAAAAAAGUUAUUUUUGUGUUGUGGCUCUACCUUCCUUAUCUUACCUUGCUGUCCAUUUUAUAAAGUUUUCUAGACUUUCAGUGAAAGAAAAUUAUAAUAAACUUGUUUGCAUAUAUACAUUUUAGAUAAACAUUUUCGAUAAAAUAUUCCAUGUGAUUAUACAUUCCACGGAAUACGGCAAAUUAAACAGGGUCACUGGUGUAUUCUUCUUUUACAUAUCAACCAAGAAAACAUUGCACAAGGUUACAAAGGUCUCAACACAAGAGAAAGUUUGUUAAAGUUAAAGUGUUCCAACUUUGUAAAUUGAUAUCAAAAUAUGUGAUACAUUAACAGGGUCACUUAAUAGCUUUCUUUUUUGAUGGAACCAUAAAUGUACCCACCAUUUGUAGGAUGGCCUCAGAUUUUGUAUCAAUACAGAGUGUCAGUCAAAUCAGGGUACAGUUAAUAAUAAUAAAUAAUAAAUUGUUAUUUGUAAAGCGCCUGUAUCACUUGAAACAAAUGUUCACCGGCGCUGGUGAGCUCUAUUGAAAAGAAGGGUCUUGAGUUCUUUGCGAAAGGUUGAGAUAUCCGAUGUAGCUCUCAGGGUGGGGGAAAGAGAGUUCCACAGUUCAGGUGCUAAAGUGGCGAAUGCUCGACCUCCAAAUGUUUUCAAUCUAUAUUUCCUGCAAGUGAGAAGGUCCUGAGAUUCAGAGCGAAGGUAACAGUUGCAAGGCUUAAUAACUUUUGUUUUAACUGACAAGCGAGACUGUAUAUAUUGUUGAUUGGUACAUGUAAGUCAAAAUCCAGCCUCACAAUCCCUUUUUCUGGUGGUUUGUGUAAUAACUGAUAGAUGGAUUGGGGUGUGGUUAGUAUGGAACAAAUCAUGAGAGCUUCUAGUUUAUCAGAGUAUUUCACUCAUUAUGCCUUGUAACUGUGCCCUGUUUUAAUGAACCCUGUAUGACCAAGAAUGGAUGACGACAUCUGAAAUUGACACCCUGAAGUGCUUCCCAUGCUCCCCAAAUGAAAACUCCGCUCUCAAACAGAGUAAAAAUCAAGUUCCUUUAAGGGUUUACAGUGUCAGUUUAUAGCGUUAGCUUGGUUAUUAUCAAGCAGUCCAAUUUGUUCCUUCCAAUAGCAUUCAGACAUAUCUUGUACAACUUUGUAUAUAUAUUUAGCUGUUAUUUUACAUUUAAUAAUAGCAGAUGAAUUGAAUUAACAUC